Vigna unguiculata (cowpea) is the source of this 1539-nucleotide messenger RNA. Its product is annotated as GTP-binding protein Era-like protein. Lineage: Eukaryota; Viridiplantae; Streptophyta; Magnoliopsida; Fabales; Fabaceae. The record is from RefSeq and is a predicted model, not a curated record. Gene Ontology annotation, molecular function: rRNA binding; GTP binding; ribosomal small subunit binding. Gene Ontology annotation, biological process: ribosomal small subunit assembly.
GGAUAAAAAGAAGUUGCGGAGCGGAGCAGAGGCAUUGGCAAUGGAGAAGCUGGCUUCUUCAACUGCAACUGUUCCCACGCAACACUUCCUCUUUCAACUUCAACACUCUCUCUUUCCCGUUUGCGCCUUCGCUACCUUCCACCGGAGCCGCACCGAAUCCCUCUCCCACCUCUCUUCCAGAACCAGACACCGUCGCUUCCAAGCAUUCCACGCCAAACAAGACCAGCUCUGGGUCGGCGAAGAAGAGUUGCAACUACAAUUAAAGGAAGCAGCAGAAGAAGAACAAGAUUCGUAUUUGGACGAUGAAGACUCGUCUUUCUUGUCCCUCAGCGACAAGCCCGACCGGAACAUGGCCUUGCUCGACGAUUACGAGACCGAGGAGCUCGACUUCGAUACCGGCCCUGACCACCGGAGCGGAUAUGUGGCGUUACUUGGGAAGCCAAAUGUCGGGAAGAGUACACUGGCGAACCAAAUGCUUGGUCAAAAGUUGUCAAUAGUUACUGAUAAACCUCAAACAACCCGGCAUCGAAUUCUGUGUAUUUGUUCUGGCACGGAUUACCAGAUGAUACUUUAUGACACACCUGGUGUUCUACAGAAGGAAAUGCACAUGUUAGACUCAAUGAUGAUGAAAAAUGUUCGCAGUGCAGCAGUUAAUGCUGACUGUGUAUUGGUUCUUGUGGACGCACGUAAAGCUCCUGAAAAAAUUGAUGGAUUGUUGGAAGAAGGAGUAGGAGACCUCAAAGAUAAACCACCCACUCUAUUGAUUAUAAACAAGAAGGAUCUUGUUAAACCUGGCGAACUUGCAAAGAAACUUGAGUGGUAUGAGAAAUUUACGGAUGUUGAUGAGGUUAUACCUGUUAGUGCAAAAUAUGGUCAGGGAGUUGAAGAUGUAAAGGACUGGAUACUGUCAAAGAUUCCCAAUGGACCAGCUUAUUAUCCAAAGGAUAUAGUCAGUGAGCAUCCAGAAAGAUUUUUUGUGGCUGAAAUUGUUAGAGAAAAGAUUUUUAUACAGUACCGAAAUGAAAUUCCAUACGCAUGUCAGGUAAAUGUUGUAAACUACAAAGCUCGGCCAAAUGCAAAAGAUUACAUACAAGUAGAGAUUUUGGUUGAGAAAAACUCGCAGAAGAUUAUCAUUAUUGGAAAAGAAGGAAAGGCUUUGAAACUGCUUGCAAUGGCUGCUCGCCUUGAUGUUGAAGAUUUUUUACAGAAGAAAGUUUAUCUUGAGAUUGAAGUAAAGGUUAGAGAAAAUUGGCGACAAGAUGAAGGGCUUCUAAAGCACUAUGGUUAUGGGGGUCAGAUACGUGUUAUAUAACGUGAAGAUGGCAAAACAAAAAAGUUCAUCAGACAUCGUGUAUAAUAUGUAAGUUUAGAUCCCACGGUUGCCAUAAAAACUUGAACUGUAUAUGAUUUUGGCUGACACUAACCCUCUUCCGUUACUUGUAGGCCUGUCAAAUGAUCCCUAUUUGGUAAAAAUGUGAAUUAAAAAUAUUUUGAAUGGAAAAUUUAAGAUAUGGAAGCAAUUUUCACAUUAGCUUCUCU